AUAUGCAGCAGUGAUGUAUAUGACUGAGAAAGACAAAAGGCCUGACACACAGGGCCUGAAGAAAGAGUUGGGAAAUACUUUGAUCCUGCACUUAGGACUGGACAGCUAUGCUGGGUUUAAUAACACCUUUGUCGAUCCAGCUGGUCUUGGGUUUUGAUGUGGAUUUGAACAGACAAAAGGUGGAUCCAUAUAUGCACAUGUUUAAAAGGUGGAUCCAUAUUGUCUAGAUCUUGGCAGAUUGGAAGUCUCAGAUGAGAAAAUCCUGAGUGGUCCAGAACCGUGAAUAGGAAGUGUUGACCUCUGCCCUUCCUCCAGCUUGGCACAAUGGGAUCAUCAACAUUGGGAAAGGCAGCAUCUCUUGAUGUGCUCUUAAAUGAAUGCCUUCAAGAAUUUGAUGACAAUGGGGAGCUGCAGGCCAACCUUCUUCCUCGAAGCCUACUGCUGAUGCAUCGCUGGUAUGUUACAUCCUCAGAACUGGCGGGAAAACUACUGAUGAUGUACCGCGACUGCAAAGGUGACAACUGCCAGAGAACCAGACUGAAGAUUUGUUAUUUAAUGAGGUACUGGAUAGUGACAUUCCCUGCAGAGUUCAACUUGGACUUGGGUCUGAUCAGGAUAACAGAAGAGUUUAGAGUCGUGGCCGCCCAGCUUGGCUGUGAGGAGCAUUUCAAACUCAUAGACAUCUCCACCAUUCCGUCAUAUGACUGGAUGCGUAAACUGACCCAGCGGAAGAAGCAGGCUAAGAAAGGAAAGGCCUCGCUCCUGUUUGACCACCUGGAGGCCAUGGAGCUGUCUGAACAUCUCACCUUCCUAGAGUUCAAGUCUAUCCGGAGGAUAUCGUUCACUGAUUACCAGAGCUACGUGAUCCAUGGCUGCCUGGUAGACAACCCCACUCUGGAGCGCUCCAUUGCGCUGUUUAACGGAGUCUCACAGUGGGUCCAGCUCAUGGUGCUCAGCAAGCUAACACCUCAGACCCGUGCAGAGGUCAUCACCAAAUACAUCCAUGUGGCAAAGAAACUUCUGCAGCUGCAGAACUUCAACACUCUGAUGGCGGUGGUGGGAGGACUGAGCCACAGCUCCAUAUCUCGACUUAAGGAGACUCACUCUUAUUUGGCUCCAGAAGUUGUGAAGAUCUGGAGUGAGAUGACAGAGCUGGUGUCUUCCAGCAACAACUACUCCUCCUACCGAAAGGCCUUCAGCGAGUGCCAGGGUUUUAAAAUCCCGAUCCUGGGUGUGCACCUCAAGGACCUUAUUGCAGUGCAUGUGGUCUUUCCUGACUGGGUUGACGACAGUAAUAAGGUGAACCUGGUGAAGAUGAAUCAGCUCUACAUGACCUUCAAUGAGUUGGUGUCGUUGCAGAGUGCAGCAGCCCAAGUGGAGCCCAACAUGGACCUCAUUUACCUGCUAACGCUUUCUUUAGAUCUUUAUUAUACAGAGGAUGAAAUUUAUGAGCUGUCAUUGCUAAGGGAACCACGUAACCCUAAAUCAUUGCCUACCUCUCCAACGACUCCCAGCAAGCCCCUGGCCCCACUAGACUGGGCCUCCAGUGUCGCCACCAAACCAGACCCCUCUGUACUCAAUAAACACAUCAGGAAGGUGGUAGAUUCUGUGUUCAGGAAUUAUGACCAUGACCACGAUGGCUAUAUUUCUCAAGAGGACUUUGAGAGCAUCGCUGCUAACUUUCCCCUCCUGGACUCUUUCUGUGUUUUGGACAAGGAUCAAGAUGGAUUGAUCAGUAAGGAUGAAAUGAUUGCAUAUUUCCUUCGGGCUAACCCACUGCUUCAGUGUAAGAUGGGACCAGGAUUCAUCCACAACUUCCAGGAGAUGACAUACCUGAAGCCCACGUUCUGUGAACAUUGUGCUGGAUUUCUCUGGGGAAUCAUCAAACAGGGCUACAAAUGCAAAGACUGUGGCAUUAACUGUCAUAAACAAUGUCGGGAGCUGCUGGUUCUGGCCUGUAGGAAGCUCAUCUGCUCCGGCUCUCUGGGGAGUGUUUCCCCUGCCAGACUGACUCACAGCUCACUGCCCAGUAGCCCUGCACUGCCCACCUGUACAGAUGAGGAUGAGGUGUUUGAGUUCCCAGCUGUCACAUCAGCAGGUCCAGCUCUGGAAAAUCAGUCCAUCACCAUGAUGACUGGUUCAGCCCAGAGAAUCUCUGUACGCCUGCAGAGGGCCACCACCAGCCAGGCCACCCAGACUGAGCCCCUGUGGCCUGAACACAGCUGGGGGGCCAUUGAAGGUCGCUCCCAUACCUUCCCCAAAAUGAAAUACAGGACUCACAGGAAAAUAUCUAAAAAUAAAAGUUUUGCCUUCUGGGAUAACCAGAAAGAUGGGCAGCACCAGGCGGUUUCAUCAAAGUGCAGCUUGGAGUCUCGGGAGAAGUUAGAUGUCUCGGGCGAGCUUGUACAGAAUGGGAUUACACUCAGAGGGGAGGUAAUGGAAUAGGACAGCUGACUUGGUGAGGGCCAGUCCCGAGGGUCCAGAAAACCCCUAGUAGCAGGGACCAGGAAGCUCUUCUCUCUGGGAAAGGUGCUGGGCUGCCUGAGGUCCCCCUUCUGUGACCCGAAGUUAUCAUAUCCUCUCUAGAUUUCAACACAGACAGAGCUACAUGUGGACAAUGUGUAGCUGCAUCAGGGAGAGGAGCUGAGUUGAUUAUGGACUAACAACUGCUAUGAAUCACAGGGAAUGACACAUCCAUCCUGGGGAUCACCUAAGAUGUAACUUAGGUUUGGGUUUUGGUCCAAGAUUUAAGUAAAAUCAGCACUUGAAAAAAUGAGAAGAAACAUAUUUUAAACUUCACAGAAGUGUGGAAUGGGUUUAGUUUAGUGGAACAUUGCGGGCCAGUUACUUUACAACAGCUAGUUUCAAAAUCCAGCUUCGGUAGAGUAUGACGAACUACAAUCCAGGAACAAAAACUAUCUCCUGCUUGAGCUGAAGAAAGCAAAAAGGAAGGUUUUAGUGGUCACUUUCCAAGUUUGAACGAUUAGAAAAAGCAUGGUGUAUGUCAGACAGUGUGUAAAUAUUUGUAUGUGGAGUUGCAAAUAAAGGGAAAGUCAAAGUGAAAGUUCAUGUUAAGGGCAUCCAACCUACAAUCAGACAGCAAGUUGGUAUUGGACAAUUCUGCAAAACAUAUGUUAAAAGGACAAUUAUUUAAUCUUUUGUCUUUAAUAACUCAAUUAACUGUUUUUCAUUGUGACAUGAAUUUUUCAUGCCACUUUAAAAUCAAAAUACAGGUUACCAACUGUCUGCUUGUUCAGCCUCCUGCAGCAAAAUCCAUCCCUUAAAACAGUUGAUAGUCACUCACAAAUGUAACUAAAUGUACAGACAGUAGCACUGUCCCUCCUGCUAGCUAGCCCACAGGAAUCUGUUUAAUGUAAAAGACUGUCAUGGCUGUCAUUAGUUUGUGCAGGGAACUUGGUCCUGCUGCCAAGUGAACAGUUGAUUGUUUUCGAUUUUUGCAUCAAUGAUGUGUCUUUGUCUCAAAAAGAAAAAAACUCCCUCUUAACUCUUGAUGAAAACUAAUCACAGUACAUUUAUGCUGCCCA
Messenger RNA from Xiphias gladius (swordfish), 3545 nucleotides. RefSeq names its product RAS guanyl releasing protein 3 (calcium and DAG-regulated) (gene rasgrp3). Gene Ontology annotation, biological process: positive regulation of GTPase activity; Ras protein signal transduction. Gene Ontology annotation, cellular component: plasma membrane. Lineage: Eukaryota; Metazoa; Chordata; Actinopteri; Istiophoriformes; Xiphiidae. Gene Ontology annotation, molecular function: guanyl-nucleotide exchange factor activity; calcium ion binding. Bases 325 to 2445 code for a protein of 706 amino acids. The record is from RefSeq and is a predicted model, not a curated record. The transcript is spliced from 17 exons.